Molecule: messenger RNA, 1158 nt
Organism: Penicillium oxalicum
Lineage: Eukaryota; Fungi; Ascomycota; Eurotiomycetes; Eurotiales; Aspergillaceae
Product: S-methyl-5-thioribose-1-phosphate isomerase
Exons: 2
Coding region: 1-1158 (385 amino acids)
Molecular function (GO): S-methyl-5-thioribose-1-phosphate isomerase activity
Source: RefSeq, a predicted model, not a curated record
AUGCUACAAGCAAUCAAAUAUGACCAGGGACACCUGGAGAUCCUGGACCAGCUGCAACUCCCCUUCGUCGAAAAAUACAUCCCGAUUCAGACCGCGGAAGAUGGAUGGAAUGCGAUCAAGGACAUGAAGGUCCGAGGCGCUCCCGCCAUCGCGAUUGUCGCCAUGCUGGCGCUUGCCUCUGAGCUGCAUGCCCUUCAGUCUGCAGACAAGAUCCCUGAUUCACCACAGGAGGCCGAAACGUUGAUUGCGCAGAAGCUGGAAUACCUGGUCACCAGUCGCCCGACUGCGGUGAACCUGGCCGAUGCGGCACGAAAGCUUGGGGCUGUGGUCACGACACAGGCUGGACAAGUGGGAGCCAUGGGCCCGACUGUGGUGGCGGCGUUUAUGCGCGGCGCAGAGGAGAUGAUGGGCAAGGACUUGGAUGACAACCAGCGCAUCGGCCAUCACGGGGCGGAAUGGAUCAUGGCGAAUGCGACCAAGGGCGGUUCUGAUGUGGCCGUCUUGACGCACUGCAAUACGGGCUCUCUUGCCACGUCCGGCUACGGCACUGCUCUGGGUGUUAUCCGCUCCCUCUUCUCCAAGAACGUUCUACGUCACGCCUACUGCUCCGAGACCAGACCCUACAAUCAAGGCUCCCGCUUAACCGCCUUUGAAUUGGUUCACGACAAGAUUCCCGCUACUCUGAUCACGGAUUCCAUGGCCGCGGCCCUGCUGGCAGAUCCCAAGGCCGGCGUCAACGCUAUCGUGGUGGGCGCGGACCGGGUGGCCGCCAACGGAGACACGGCCAACAAGAUUGGCACCUACAGCCUCGCAGUUCUAGCCAAGUACCACGGAGUCAAGUUCCUGGUUGCGGCGCCACGCACCACCAUUGAUCUGGCAACCAAAUCCGGCAACGAGAUCGUGAUCGAGCAACGUCCGGCCGCUGAAAUGAUCAACAUCAAGGGCCCUCGCGCGGGAGCCCCCGCGAUCGAUGGCAAUGUGACCUUGGAGACGGUCUGCAUUGCCGCUCCAGGAAUCAAUGUGUGGAACCCAUCCUUUGACAUCACGCCAGCUGCCUUGAUUGAUGGCAUUAUCACGGAGGUGGGCGUGGUCGAAAAGGGAUCGGAUGGCCUCUUCCACAUGGAUGUUCUGUUCAAUGGCUCGGCUCCUCAGGCUUGA